AGACGGCUCCUCUUCCUUCCUUCUAUUGUCCUACCGAGUAUUGAUUCUGUCAUUCAGCAUUUGGCACAAAAGUGCUCUAAAUCAUUUCCUCACUUGUGGUUCUUCACUUGGAGAACUUUCUAACGUUAUCUUCGAAGUGUGCUUUCUCGUGCUCAACACUGCUAUUACUAUAUAUAUAGCUCUGCUGAGCCAUCUCCUUUGAGUGGAGAAGAGAGAGAGAUAGAGAGAGAGAGAGAGAUGGCGGUAGAGUUGCAGAAAAAAGGUAACUUCUACAUGGGAGAAGCACCGGGGAUGAUGGAGAUGGGUAUCAGUAAUAAAAAUUUGGAUGACGAUGGACGCGCAAAGAGGACUGGAACGUUGAUCACCGCAAGUGCUCACAUAAUUACUGCUGUCAUUGGAUCGGGAGUGCUGUCCCUAGCUUGGGCCAUAGCUCAGUUGGGUUGGGUUGCUGGACCUUCUGUUCUCAUCGCCUUCUCUGGCAUCACUUAUUUCACUUCUACACUGCUUGCCGACUGUUACAGAUCUCCCGAUCCUGUUACAGGGAAGAGAAACUAUACCUACAUGGAUGUUGUAAGAGCCCAUCUAGGAGGAAUCAAGAUUCAGCUUUGUGGGUUAGCUCAAUACGUAAAUCUGGUGGGGAUUACAAUCGGAUACACCAUCACUGCAUCCAUCAGUAUGGCGGCUGUCAAAAGGUCUAAUUGUUUCCACACACACGGGCAUCAUACCAAGUGCAACGUAGCCGACUAUCCCUUCAUUAUCAUCUUCGCGAGCAUCCAGAUCGUUCUGUCCCAAAUACCCAAUUUUCACAAGCUCUCUUGGUUGUCCAUCCUCGCGGCUGUGAUGUCUUUUGCUUAUUCUUCAAUAGGCCUCGGUCUCUCUGUAGCCAAAGUUGCAGAGGGAAGCGGUGAUGUGAGGACAAGCUUAACAGGGGUUUUAGUUGGGGUGGAUGUCACCGGCACCGAGAAGGUGUGGAAGACAUUCCAAGCCAUCGGAGACAUUGCUUUUGCCUACGCCUACUCUACCGUCCUCAUUGAGAUUCAGGACACACUAAAAUCAAGUCCCCCGGAGAACAAAGUAAUGAAGAAGGCUUCCUUUAUCGGGGUGUCGACCACAACCCUGUUCUACGUGCUGUGUGGUUGCGUUGGUUAUGCCGCGUUUGGGAAUAAUGCACCCGGAAACUUCCUUACCGGGUUUGGAUUUUAUGAACCCUUUUGGCUCAUUGACUUCGCCAACGUCUGCAUUGCCAUCCAUCUUAUAGGAGCAUACCAGGUAUUCUGUCAACCCGUAUACGGAUUCGUGGAGAAAUGGUGCAACCACCGUUGGCCCGAAAACGGAUUCAUAAGCACAGAAUACGCCAUCAACAUUCCAGCAUAUGGCGCAUAUAAUAUCAACUUCUUUCGGGUGGUGUGGAGGACGGUGUACGUGAUAGUCACGGCCGUGGUGGCCAUGAUUUUCCCCUUCUUCAACGAUUUCUUGGGCCUGCUUGGAGCAGCCUCGUUCUGGCCCUUGACCGUGUACUUUCCAAUAGAGAUGUACAUUGCACAGGCCAAGAUACCCAGGUUUUCCUUCACUUGGACUUGGCUCAAAAUAUUGAGUUGGGCCUGCUUGGUGGUCUCAAUUGUGGCUGCUGCUGGAUCUGUCCAGGGCCUGGCCACUGAUGUCAAGGCUUACAAGCCUUUCAAGACCCAAGGGCACGAAUAACUAACUUUCCUAUCUCUCUCUCUCUCUACUUGUAUUAAUUUGGGUUUGGGAAGUCAAAGCGAUAUGUAUUAUUUCUUUUUAAAAAGAAAAGAACAAUGUCACUCUUCCCUUGACUGAUUCACAACA
Molecule: messenger RNA, 1827 nt
Organism: Nelumbo nucifera (sacred lotus)
Lineage: Eukaryota; Viridiplantae; Streptophyta; Magnoliopsida; Proteales; Nelumbonaceae
Product: amino acid permease 6
Source: RefSeq, a predicted model, not a curated record